UUAUGCGUAGGAGGAAGAUAUAUCCAUUCCACACCCCGGAAGAACAAACCACCACCAAACUACUACUCUCCUUAUAAUAAUCCUCCCCGAUCAAUGGACCCGUCCAGCGAUGGUGGCUAAAGAACUCGCCGAGUAAAUGAACCAAAAGCAAAGAAGCAGAACACCACCUCCCACCUCCCUCAUCAUUACUCCAACGUUCUCGACACUCCCAGUCCCCGCCUCUCUCUCUAUCUUUGCUUUCCUUCUUUUUGUACAAUCUCUCUUUCAUGGCGGAAUCGCGGGAGUAGAGAAGGGGAGGAGAGUUUCCGUGAUAAAAGCGGAGAAACUUGGCUCCUGUUUUUACCUGACAUGACAAGCGGAGUACCCGGCAACAACAGCGUCUAAUGGGCUCUCGGGUUCGCUGCUGCUUGUCGUGAAGGCGAUUCCUUCUUGAGUUAUCUCGUUUGGCGUGGGAAAGGACGGGACUUGGCAGUGGGGGGGGUGAUUGGAGGAAGUGAGGGAAGGUCUCUUCUGCUGCUGUUUGUUAUCCUCUUGUUAGGGUUUGGAAGGGUUUUAAGCUGCUUCAUUUUGGAGCCGUGGAGUUUUUGUUGGUAUUUUCCUGCUUGAGAUAUAUGGCGGAAGGAGGAGCCAAGGUCCGGGUGGUACGGUGCCCCAAGUGCGGGAAGCUUCUGCCGGAACUCCCCAAUUUCUCUGUCUACCGAUGUGGUGGUUGCGAUGCUACUCUCCAAGCAAAGAAGCAAGUUCCAGUAUCAGAAGCUUCACUGGAGAAAUCUGAUGAAGAAAAGGUCAGCUAUCUUGAGGUCUCGGAGAGUGCCGGUGAGAAGAAGGGGGUGGUUUUUGAGGCAAGCUUAGUGGCCGUUCUUAAGGGCGAUAGAGCUGAGUUGAGGAGGGAGGACAUAUUAAUGCAAGACAAAGGGACACCUUCCCACAGUGAUUCUGUCUCUGGAAGUGAAGUGGGUGCUGUCUUGAAGGAAUCCAACACCUCAAGAAUGGAUGAUCAUCCCAAAGAAAGCGAAAUAGAGGGCAGGGGUGAUAGUUAUCAGCUCCAAUCUAAAGCACCAGUCAGCGAAGGACAACACAAACGACUAGCUGAAUGCAACAAUGGGCCUCACAGAGCUCGGCAAACACAAGUCCAGGAAGAUGAAGAGAGGGACAGAGAACCCAGGGUUCCAAUUGAUGGCAUUCGGCCUGCUCCUUAUCCCGAUGAAGGUCCAUCUGACUACCAUCAGAAUCCAAGAUAUAGAUAUGGUGAUGGUGAGCAUGAUCUCAGGCAGAAGGGAGCUGGCUACCUCAAUCAAGACCGAGUGGAGCUUCUGAGAAUGCUUGAUGAAUUGAGAGAUCAGGUGCAAAGAACUUGUGAAGUCACAAACAAACAAAAUGCUUCUCCUCUGAACCAGAUGACAAAUUCAAGUUCUUCUGGCCAUCGGGGUGCCUGGUUUCAUGAAAGCUCUGCAUCAUUGAACAGGAAUUCUUCUCAGAGUUCUUCAUUUUUGAGCACACAGAACAUGGACAUGUCAAACUUUCAUUCUACUGUGCCUGCACAGAAUGAUGUUCCUGGAUUUGGGCAGCUAAUAUUACAUGGAAGAGCCCCCUUUCACCCACCUGGUCACUACACUCACAGGCAGUGUGACAGUUAUGAACGGUUCGAUCCUUAUCCUGUCGUCCCUUGUCAUCAUGAUGGUUUUUAUCAUCGACCUGCAUGCCCAUGUCCACAUUGCUACCAGAGACAAUUCUCAUUGCCUGUGCAGUGCCCACCUACUGUUUUCAGUCAUCAGGAGGCUCCUUAUUUCGUCAACAAUCAAGGAUUCUACCCCAUGGAGGGUCCCUCCAUUUUUGGUGGAGGAAGCUAUAAUUCAAGAGUUGCAAAUCAUCCUUUUCAUUCACGUGAGCCGCAAACCCACCAGAGAACCAUUUUCACUAAGAAGGUUGGGCGUUCUUGCCAACCCAUCGCCGGUGCUGCCCCCUUUGCCGUAUGUUAUAAUUGUUUUGAAUUGCUGCAGCUACCUAAAAAGUCUUUGCUGGUGGAGAAGAAUCAGUUUAAGCUGCGGUGUGGGUCGUGCUCUAGGGUAGUCUCUGUCAAGCUUGAUGGAAGUCGACUUGUUGCUUCUUCAUCUGCACCAACCUCACAUGUAUCUUCUGAAAAAAACACUGAUAGCCAAAGCAAUGGCAUCCAGUCCACAGAUGAGAAGAUACUUUUGCCUUACAGUUUUGAUGUUUUUGAUCAUGGCUUAGUAGAAAAAGAGAAUGGUUUGAAUUUUAGUGAUUCAGAUAAAAUGCAAGGACUGUCCUCAUCCUCCAGCAUGUCUGGGAAUGUGGAGAGCCCGGAAAGUGUGAUUUCUCAUAAAGAUGCCCCCAGCUCUGGAGGGACCCCCGUGGAAGCUGAAGUAACUUCACGUGUCCCGAGUUUACCGCUUCGUGAGCAUUUUGGGUACUCAUUGUCUGAUCAAGUAGUUGAUGGGCCUGGAAAGGGAAGCAGGAGUCAACGCUCUGAUCAAGAGAGGAGUAUAUUAUUAAAUGCAAAUUUGAAGCAAAACUCAGUAAAAGAUGUACCCGUGGCAACUGAAAUGGAUUUGUCAUCUGAUGAAUAUCCAACUGCUGGUUUAUCUCAAGAUUCUUGGGACAUGAUAGGCAAAGACGAAGUUCAAUCUAAAGUUGUCAAGGGUGGUGACUCAUUCCUUGCUGGCCUUAUAAAGAAGAGCUUUAGAGAUUUCUCUCGAUUCAACCAAUCAUUGGGGCAUGGCAGAGCUAAAGUUUCAAUUAAUGGUCAUCCUAUUCCGGAUCGAUUAGUUAAGAAGGCUGAAAAGCAAGCUGGACCGAUCUGUCCUGGUGACUAUUGGUAUGACUACCGUGCUGGAUUCUGGGGUGUAAUGGGGCAUCCAUGUCUUGGCAUAAUUCCUCCAUUUAUUGAAGAGUUCAAUUACCCUGUGCCCAAAAAUUGUGCUGGUGGCAAUACUGGUGUCCUUGUUAAUGGGAGAGAGCUUCAUCAGAAAGAUUUGGAUUUGCUUGCUGGUCGAGGUCUGCCAACUACUGCAGGUCAAUGUUAUAUAAUUGAGAUUUCUGGGAAAGUUUGGGAUGAAUCUUCUGGUGAAGAGCUAGAUAGUCUUGGCAAGCUUGCACCAACAGUUGAGAAAAUGAAACAUGGAUUCGGCAUGUGGGUUCCAAGAGACUAUCUGUUGGUACAGUUUUGAUGGUGACAGGCAUUAUGUAAUCCACAAAGGUCUCAAUCCCUGCAGACGUGUAACUCAGCAUCUUGAGGUUGUGUAGUCCUGGAGAUUGAUUAAGAUGAUCUCAAUGAUACAUCUUCAUAUAAAGCUACCAGAAAUCUUCUGGGUACCAUUAUAUCUCGGUCUGGCAUUUUCCUAUCCUCAGCACUUGCUCGAUAUGUUGAAGUCUUUCCCAUUUUAUUCUUUUCUUUUUUCUUGAGUUCUCUGUUAAAUUUGUUUUUGCGCCUUCUUUAGGAAACAUUGAAGUCAGAAUAGUUUGGUUGUGAUAGUUUUCAUUAGUGUGCAUUUGUUGUAUCUAUGUUUAUUGUCAAUUUGGGCCGUUGAGAUGUGUUUCGGAUUUCAUGCUCAUGAGAUCUUCACCAAGUUUUCUGAUGCAAAAUAGAAUUUAGUUUCCUGAUGGUGUCUUCUGACC
Messenger RNA from Elaeis guineensis (African oil palm), 3636 nucleotides. RefSeq lists its product as uncharacterized. Gene Ontology annotation, biological process: regulation of defense response to fungus. The record is from RefSeq and is a predicted model, not a curated record. NCBI's taxonomy places the organism in Eukaryota, Viridiplantae, Streptophyta, Magnoliopsida, Arecales, Arecaceae.